Molecule: messenger RNA, 850 nt
Organism: Mycena citricolor
Lineage: Eukaryota; Fungi; Basidiomycota; Agaricomycetes; Agaricales; Mycenaceae
Source: the annotation of a GenBank genome assembly
UCCUUGUGAGAGUGCCUGAUCAGGUUGUCAGCACGAUCUCUGAACAUUCGAAGGGCAGCAGGAUCGGAUGCUCUCGACCCGCUAAGUUGAAUCUUCCCCUGCAGCGUGAGUGGCUGCCGAUCCGCGCAACGGCGGUAGACAAUAUGAUCAUUCGAGCGCUGGCCAGCAGAGAGGUUAAGACCAUCAACAAUUGGACUUCAGCCAGUCGCUGUUCCGCGGGAAAAAAACAGUCAUCAUCAUGACUGAAGCGACUGGACCGAGUCUAGCCAUCAGACACUUGGUCUCAUGUCUCAUGUUGCGUUCAGGCUCUCGCAUUGUGAGCAUUUUGACCCAGAUUCGAUCGUCCAAGCGCUCUGGGCAGCUUUUCAGACUGGAAACAGUGUUUUACUGCGCGCCAAGCCUUUGUGCUUGUAAUAUGGACUGUAUCGCUCAGUCACCAAAACACAGUGAGACAGGACAUAUACAGUUAAAAUAUGCCGAUUUCAGCGUUACAAGAGAAAUGAUAACACUGCGUCUGAUCCCAUUCAUGAUUACCGCUGCGUUCCGUCGUGAUCACUGGAUACUUCCGCUGCGGCCCUCGAGGCACACUUCUCGGCUUCCGGAUUAGGCCGUUCGUUUGUCUUGAGCGCUGAUACCGAGCUCGAAGGGAGCAUCCCUGAGCACUUUAGUAAGGCUCUUGGAAGGCAUGAGUAUAUCACUGCGAGGCUGCUUCUCGCGCGUAGUAGCUGUUCUACACUCAGCCAGCCCCCGGCUCCCUAACAAAAAACGAUGCCGCCCAAGUCAUCAUCCGCAGGCACCCAGCUGCCGAAGCGGUCGCUGUGGUCAAUGCCACGGGGACAGUCGACGAUCG